Hydatigera taeniaeformis is the source of this 1355-nucleotide messenger RNA. The record is from the annotation of a GenBank genome assembly. Lineage: Eukaryota; Metazoa; Platyhelminthes; Cestoda; Cyclophyllidea; Taeniidae.
UUGGCAAUCUCUUCAUGUUUAAAUCGACUGGAGCCGAAACACCUGAUGUAAAUGAGUUGCUGUCCAAGGGCCAAUACAACAACAAUCUAUUAGCUCGAAGAGUCAGAGAGUCGGCUAGAGAUCUUCUUCUUGAAAGCAAAAACAAUGAGCUCCUGGAUAAUGACGAUCUUGCUGUAUGGUUUGCGCACUUUAUAUUCUCCUAUUCUGUGGAAUUGUGGAAUAUCUUGGAGAAGUACAAGAACCCCGUCGCUGAUCAUGGGAAAAAUUACAUCACAUACCCCAAUUUCCUAAAAGUGAGGGAUGAGGUUUGUCCCAAAGCAAACGCCUUUUUUGCAUAUGGUUCUUUUGGUAUCGCCUUAGUGAUUUCAUCGAAUCAAAUUAUGUCAAGUUUUGUCGAUUUGCCGCUUUUUAGACGGUUCUUUACAGCGACCACAUUUGCAAAGCUCUGUCAUGGCGACCGUUUCUCUCGCGUAAAUAUCCUCAAUUUCUUCAACUAUGUAAUGAAGACCGUUUGGUUGCAACAGACGCGCAUCGGGAUCUCCUUUUACGAUGAGAGCGGCGAGGGCUAUCUUCGCGAGACGGACCUCGAGAACUACAUUGCUGAACUCAUUCCCUCCCUAUGUAAGGUGUCUGGGGUCGACGACGGUUUUAAGCCAUUCUACGUAUGUACCGCCACACGCAAGUUCUUUUUUUUCCUCGAUCCAAUGCGUGCAGGUCGAGUGCGUAUCUGCGAUAUCCUGGCUUGUGGUUUCCUCGAUUCCAUUCUCGAGCUGAGGGAGACUACCACCUCACAGGAGCGACUGGAGCUCAAUUGGUUCUCCCUCGAGUCAGCACGGCGAGUGUAUGCCAGCUACUUGAGGCUUGACACGGACCAGAAUGGAAUGCUCUCGCGGAAGGAACUUGCUGGGUACAAUAACGGUUCUCUGACUGACGUCUUUCUGGACCGAGUUUUCCAGGAGUGUCUCACUUACGAGGGAGAGAUGGAUUACAAGACUUACUUGGAUUUUGUUUUGGCGCUGGAGAAUCGAGCGGAGCCGCAGGCCAUCUCCUUCCUCUUCCGUAUCAUUGAUCUUGGUGGACGAGGGCGGUUGUGCUGCCAGACCCUCGAGUACUAUUUUACAGCUGUUCAGGCGCGUCUGGGUGAUAGUUCCGAUGUGCCACGAUUCUGCGACGUGUUGAAUGAGAUAUUCGACAUGGUACGACCACAGAAUCCAGACUUCAUCACCUUGGAUGACCUACUCAGGUCAGGCAAGGGUGACACAGUGUUGAGCAUUCUGUUCGACGUACAAGCCUUCCUGAUGUAUGAGAAUCGGGAAGCCCUGGCUGCUGGACUAGGAAUGGAAGCUGUUAUCUAA